Molecule: messenger RNA, 3765 nt
Organism: Mus musculus (house mouse)
Lineage: Eukaryota; Metazoa; Chordata; Mammalia; Rodentia; Muridae
Gene: Stk32a
Product: serine/threonine kinase 32A
Exons: 13
Coding region: 242-1438 (398 amino acids)
Cellular component (GO): plasma membrane
Molecular function (GO): protein serine kinase activity; protein serine/threonine kinase activity; ATP binding
Source: RefSeq, marked validated
AGGUGCCUGAGCCCAGCGCGCAGUCCUGCCGGGGCCAUUCGCUCAGCCGCGUCCUGAUCGGCAGGUGUCUUCUGUUUCCAUCGUUGUUCCUGGCCUGCUGAGUGCUAUCAGCCCCUGCUCCUCGAAUGGAAGCAUCAUCGUGAGGUAUCCAGCCAAUCUCUUGGGGGUCUACAUUGAACGAAGAUGAGUGCUUCUUCCAGGAUACUGUAACUAGAUUGUCCAGGUCAGUUCAGACUUGACCAUGGGAGCCAACACUUCAAGCAAAGCCCCAGUGUUUGAUGAAAAUGAAGACGUCAACUUUGACCACUUUGAAAUUUUGCGAGCCAUUGGGAAGGGAAGUUUUGGGAAGGUCUGCAUUGUGCGGAAGAAUGACACCAAGAAGAUGUACGCCAUGAAGUACAUGAACAAACAGAAGUGUGUGGAGCGGAAUGAAGUGAGGAAUGUCUUCAAGGAACUCCAGAUCAUGCAGGGCCUGGAGCACCCUUUCCUGGUGAAUCUGUGGUAUUCCUUCCAAGAUGAGGAGGACAUGUUCAUGGUGGUGGACCUGCUACUCGGUGGUGACCUGCGUUAUCACCUGCAGCAGAAUGUCCACUUCCAGGAGGACACAGUGAAGCUCUUCAUCUGUGAGCUGGCCAUGGCCCUGGACUACCUACAGAGCCAGCGCAUCAUUCACAGGGAUAUGAAACCUGACAAUAUUUUACUUGAUGAACAUGGGCAUGUGCACAUCACAGACUUCAACAUUGCUGCCAUGCUGCCCAAGGAGACCCGGAUCACCACCGUAGCUGGCACCAAGCCUUACAUGGCACCGGAGAUGUUCACGUCUAGGAAGGAAACAGGCUACUCCUUUGCUGUCGACUGGUGGUCCCUCGGGGUGACGGCUUACGAACUGCUGAGAGGCCGGAGACCAUAUCACAUCCGCUCCAGUACUUCCAGCAAGGAAAUUGUGAACAUGUUUGAGACAGCAAUUGUAACUUACCCUUCUGCCUGGUCACAGGAGAUGGUAUCCCUUCUUAAAAAGCUGCUUGAACCUAAUCCAGACCAACGCUUUUCUCACUUGACUGACAUUCAGAAUUUCCCUUACAUGAGUGACAUGAACUGGGACGCCGUCCUGCAGAAGAGGCUCAUUCCAGGCUUCAUUCCGACCAAAGGCAGGCUCAAUUGUGACCCCACUUUUGAACUGGAAGAAAUGAUUUUGGAGUCCAAACCUCUUCACAAGAAAAAGAAACGACUGGCUAAAAGGGAGAAGGAAAUGAAGAAAAGUGACUCCUCUCAGACGUGCCUUCUUCAAGAGCAUCUUGAUGCUGUUCAGAAAGAAUUUAUAAUUUUCAACAGAGAAAAAGUAAAAAGUGACUUUAAUCAGAGACAAGCAAAUCUAGCCUUGGAACAAACCAAAAACAACACAGAAGAGGAGGAGGACGGCCAGAAUAACAACCUAUAAAGUGCUUCCGAGUCUUCGGGGGACAGUGCUUCGGGGGACAGUUCUUGGCACCUGGCGGGAAAGUCCUGAUUAUCACACACAGAAGAGCUGACAGGAGUCCCUGCCACUGCCACACCUCAUGACUUAGAGAAUAUGAAUGAGUAGUCUUCGAAGUUGGUGGCAGCACUCUGCAGCGACAGGAGAGGAAGAGAGCCCUGGUUCUGAGCUCUUCAGUUCCAGCUUCAGCACGCAUUGACUCUGUGACCUUAAGUGAAUCAUUUAACUGCUUCCUCUGUUUUAGUUCACCGCUUGGAAGGUAGAGGGAUAUUUCAGGAGAGCUACUCUUUGCUCUGGCUACAGAUUGCUCUAAACAGCCUUUAUUCUUAUUUUUAAAUGAAUAUUUGAAUGUAGAUUUAUUUUUUAUUCUUUCUGAUGACACUGUGAAACAUGGACACUGUACAUAGUGGGCCUCUUCAGGGCUAGAGAAUAUCACACAGGGGCCAGAAUUCCAAAGCUUGAUUAGGUAGGAAUAAAGAUGUUCCAUCGGGAAUAAAUACAUAGGUUAGAUUAGAAGUAGCAAAGACUCAUGAGAUCUUGAAGUGGGGAACUGGAUGGGCACGGAAUCUGUUUGCAAGUGCCUACUAUGUGCAUGGCCUCUCACGCUCUCUUGUGUGAGGUGGCCUUGAUCAGUUAAACUUGAUUCUGAUGAGAGGAGUCAUAUGCAGAAGUUUAGCAAAUGCUGGGAGUUGGGACACAUUUUUUUUUUUCCAACAUGGCAGUUGUAAAAUAUCAGACUCUGGUAUGUUUGUCCCUUGAAGGCUAAUUUUCCUCAAGGUUAGCAGAGACCUGCUUCUCCAGAGGAUCAGAGAGUACUCCUGAACUACAGGUAGAGUUACUUGGAACUAUUCAGUGAAGUCACACCUCACAGGAGAGAUUUCCAGGAGUUUUGGAAGCAAGCAAACUUUCCCUUGAAACUCCUAACUCUACAAAGUGAAGGGGGAAAAAAAGUCAGUUGCUUUUUUGUCAAGAAAUAUAUCACGUCUUUGUGUUGUUUGGCUCUUUAUUUUUUGUAUUGGUUAACUAAAAUAGGGAACAAUUUACACAUAUCUACUCAAGAGUUACACUUAAAGAAGCAGGAUGGCUUAUAGAUCCCAGAGGUCAAAUUCAGGGAGACCGAUGCCCCCACGUUAUGUAAUCACUGUGAGAUGGCUGGCAGAAUUGCCCUGCUGCUUAACAUAUUGUUGAAGUCUGACACUUUCUUGUCUGUGUAUUUCACUCAUGUGCAGAGUGUCAGUCACCUUAACUGUGUAUGUGUUGUAACUGCCCUGUGCUCACGCAUACAAGAUCUUUGAAGAACUUCUUCGAGUGCCCCACUGGUGACGCUAGGUAGAAUCAUGACGUAGGUGGCUUUACAAAGCAUGUUUUCAACUCUUGGGGAAACCGAGGCCAUUAAUGGUAUUCCUUAUGGAGAGUACAGGCAUAGCCAUGGUGGCAGCAAGCUGGUCCAAGUGACCAGCUUGAUUGAUUGAUAUCAUUUGGGAAAGGCAGACAUGGAAGUAGAGGGUAGCUACUGGGGCAAGAAAGUUUGUGUCGAAAACAAGAGCUGAGGGUAAGACUGGCAUUUACAGUUCGCCAGAUUCUGGCGUGGUUGGGACAUAGUGCCUCUCUACUAAGAGCAAACACACACACACACACACACACACACACACGCACGCACGCACGCACGCACGCACACAAGCACGCACGCACGCACACGCACGCACGCAUGCAUGCACGCACAUGCACGCACACGCACGCACGCACGCCAGCACGUACACGCACACGCACAUUUUUAAGAAUCAAAACCCACCUCUUUUAUUGAGCUCCUGUCUCUGAGGUUCUGUCUGACGUUUUAUUUGUGACAUUUUGGUCAUAUUCCAUCACUGUUUAUCUCAAAGCAUCUGCCCUGACCUUCAGAGGGAUGAAUGGGUCAAACAUAGCAACCCAGAGACGACUCGAUUCUGCUCCCGGCUGAUACCCCACAAGUGUCAGGGACCACAUGCAUGCUCCAGUUUUUGCCUUUUGUUCUUCUGUAUUGAAGACCCAACGUGUUAGAGGUGUUAUGGAUUUACCUGCCCUCACCUGGCCCCACCUUCUCCUGGACCUUGCCUGCAUCCUCCAAAACAGCAGCUUUCAAAUCGUUCUAAAGGCCAGCAGGGCCAGCAGGUCUCAAGUUCAAAUCUCUAGUUUUUCUUCCCAGUGGGCAUCUUUCUGAGCACGGUUGCUUUCAGAACUGGGGAUAUGCUGGUGAAAGUGCAGGGUGGGAGGUGGGUCAAUGACAGGCACACCGUGUGUGGUCAGUUAAAAGG